Messenger RNA from Silurus meridionalis, 3913 nucleotides. RefSeq names its product WD repeat domain 59 (gene wdr59). Bases 45 to 2978 code for a protein of 977 amino acids. The record is from RefSeq and is a predicted model, not a curated record. The transcript has 27 exons. Gene Ontology annotation, molecular function: protein binding. Lineage: Eukaryota; Metazoa; Chordata; Actinopteri; Siluriformes; Siluridae.
CGAGAUCUCCUGAUGUCAUUUGUUGAUGUUUUAGUGGGAGAAACAUGGCGGCCCGGUGGAGCAGCGAGAAUGUCGUGGUGGAGUUCAGAGACGCUCAGGCUACUGCGAUGUCAGUGGAUUGUUUAGGGCGCUAUGCUGUGCUUUCAGGGAGGCGUUUUUUGUACGUUGUGAAUCUGGAGGCGCCGUCAGAAGCUCCUCGGAAAAUCGGCCGUCAGAGCAAGUGGGACGUCGGCACGGUCCAGUGGAACCCGCACAAGACGGAGGCUCACUUAUUCGCUGCAUCGAGCAAUCAGCGUGUGGACCUGUACGUAUGGCGUGAUGGAUGUGGGGAGUCUCACACGUCCCUGCAAGGCCACACGCGGGUCAUAAGUGAUUUGGAUUGGUCGUGGUUUGAGCCAGAACUUCUAGUCACAAGUUCAGUGGACACCUACAUCUACAUAUGGGACACAAGAGACACACGUAAGCCUACAGGAGCUCUAUCAGCAGUGGCUGGAGCAUCUCAGGUGAAGUGGAACAAAAAGAAUCAGCACUGCUUGGCUUCUAGUCACGACGGAGACGUCAGGAUCUGGGACAGACGGAAACCCAACACUGCUGUUGAAUAUGUUGCUGCACACUUAUCCAAGAUUCACGGUUUGGACUGGCAUCCCGAUAACGAGUACAUACUAGCAACCUCCAGCCAGGACAACUCCGUCAGGUUCUGGGACUACAGACAACCUCGAAAGUACCUCAAUAUCCUGUCCUGCCAAGUUCCGGUUUGGAAGGCCAGAUACACGCCGUUUUCCAACGGGUUGGUGACGGUGAUGGUGCCGCAGCUCAGGCGGGAGAACAGCCUCCUCCUGUGGAGUACUCUGGACCUCAACAGCCCCGUUCAUGCGUUCGUAGGUCAUGACGACGUGGUGCUCGAGUUUCAAUGGAGGCCUCAGAAAGAAGGAUCAAAGGACUGCCAACUAGUCACAUGGUCCAGAGAUCAGACACUUCGGAUAUGGAGGGUGGAUCCUCAGUUACAGAAGUUAUGUGCUAAUGACAAUGUGGAGGAGUUGAUGGAAGGCAUGACUCUCACGACAGAGUCUGAGAAGACACUCCGCUCCCAAGAACCUCCACUAAGCCCCAGUCUCACCACCAACGAGCUGCAGGGUCAGUUUGAGGCGUCCAGCGGUAGGCAGGACCCAGCAGGCCUCGCUCAGACUCUGCAGCAGGAGUUCUCGCUGGUCAACCUGCAGAUCCGCAACGUCAAUGUGGAGAUGGAUGCUGUGAACCGCUCCUGCUUCGUCUCGGCCCACUGUGGAGCAAAUCAGGUCAGGCUGGUAGUGAAGUUUCCCGCACAGUAUCCGAACAACGCAGCACCGUCUUUCCAGUUCGUUUCCCCAACAACCAUCUCAUCCUCCAUGAAGACCAAGAUACAGAAGAUCUUGACAGACACUUCGCUUCAGAAAGUGAAGAGGAACCAGAACUGCCUGGAGCCAUGUGUAAGGCAGCUGGUGUCCUGCCUCGAAUCUGAUUUGGAGGACGGCACUAAUCCCCAUGUGUUCGGUAACUCUGUCAGCCCGGCCCUUCCUGCUUUCCCUCGCGUCACCAACACAUACGGGUCUUACCAGGAUGCUAACAUCCCUUUCCCUCGUACCUCAGGCGCCCGAUUCUGUGGCACAGGCUCUCUGGUUUAUUUCACUCGGCCCAUGUCCAUGCAUCGCACCGUCCCUAAUACAGAACCAACACCUCGAUCACUCUCCGCUCUGUCUGCGUACCACAGUGGCCUUAUGACCCCAAUGAAAAUGCGCAGCGAGUCUCAGUCCACGCUGCGGUUGUACAGCGGGAGUCCAACACGCUCUGAUAAAGAGCAAGUAUCCAUCUCUUCCUUCUACUACAAGGAACGGAAGCCUCUUUUUGUCCAUCGGCGCUGGUCUGUGCAGACUAUUGCAGACUGUCCGAAAUCCCGACGCUGGAAAGGGAAACGAGAGGGAACAGACUACAGCAAUAAAGCGCUCAAACUGGCUGGUAAAGUAAUCAUUCAGGAGAUUUCCUGUCUCCUCCCGAUACACAAAGCUCUCGGAGAGGCCUACGUAUUAAAUAUGAACGACAUACGGGACACGUGUCAGAAGAACGCAGCCGCAGCUCUGGCGGUCGGGCGUAGAGAUUUGGCAAAGGUUUGGGCGUUGGCCUCUGCAGCGACCAGCCUUGACCUGUGCCCUGACUCCGAUCCUGACGCAGACACGCCCUGGGCCCGGCACCCGUUUGGGCGACAGCUACUGGAUACUCUGCUUGAACACUACAGUCAGAUGAGUGAUGUUCAGAGUCUGGCCAUGCUGUGCAGUGUGUUCAGGGGUCAGGGAAUCCCUCAGGAUUAUUUCACACUGUAUGGCCCACGCAGCUCUGGCUUCACCCUGCACCACUCGCGCUACCCCAGCUUCACUUCCAGUUCACUGACUUCUGGUUCCUGCUCCAGUACCUCCGACUCCAUCAAUGCUGCAUGGAACAUGGCUGGACGUGAAGCUGAACAAGCUCCACCAUGGGGAGAGUCCUCUCCUGACGAGGUUCGCUACGCUAACCAGGCUUACACAGAUCCCCGGGAACGCGAGAAAGAGCAACACGACAUGAACAAAAGAUUAUUAGACCCGGCGAACACCCUACAGUUUGACGACUUUAAGAAGUGUUACGGAGAGAUUCUGCACCGCUGGGGGCUGAAGGAGAAGAGGGCAGAAGUUCUGAAGUUUGUGUCCUGCCCUCCAGAGCCACACAAAGGGAUCGAGUUUGGCGUGUACUGCUGCCACUGUCGGAGCCAGGCCCGAGGCACUCAGUGUGCCGUGUGCAAGCGCUUCACCUUCCAGUGCGCCAUCUGCCACGUGGCUGUCCGCGGCUCGUCCAACUUCUGCCUGAGCUGCGGCCACGGCGGCCACACCAGUCACAUGAUGGAGUGGUUCCGCUCACAGGAAGUCUGUCCCACAGGCUGCGGCUGUCACUGUCUCCUCCAGAGCACUUUCUGAAGCCUUUUGUGUCUCUUCACCAACACUGGAGGUCUCAGGAGAUCUGUCUCGAAUCAUUCGGUACUGUAAAAAACAAAAAAACAAAACAAAACUGUUGACUAUUUUUUUUUUUUAAUGCAGCACUAAUAACAGAUCUCAGAUUUCUAUGCUGCUCUAACAGACCUUUUAUGACGGUGGUCUUCACAGUAUGCAAGACACACAGUUUACACCAGCCUUAUACAGUAAUAAUCACUUCAUAUACAGAAAGUGACAUUUUAUUUCCAAUCCUGGUUCACUGGUUCGGGUACAUUGCAGGGUUUUCUUAAAAAAAAAAUAGAAAUCCGUGAAAACAAGACGAGAAGAACUAAGGGCCGUGCUCUUGUAUAAGGGAGUAGUGUGUUAAAUGAUCAACCAGUGCGCACACACACACACACACACACACACACACACACACACACACACACACACACACCGUUUGUGCUCGAUAUGAAGAAACACAUUUGUAAAGUAACCACACCUUUUCCUGCACAACAGUUAUUCUCUCACUCUUUCUUUCCCUCUAUCUUUCUGGUACAUGCAAAAGGUUCAGUAUGUCACUACCAUCUGAUCCGUGAUAGAGGGUCUGGACAAUCAAUGAAACAUAGACUCGAGACACUAACUCCUGGGACGCACUGGUAUAUCAGUGUUAAUAUGCAAAACGAUUGCAGUGAUAGGAAUUAAUUUAUUUAAGCCACACACGGGGUCCGGCUGUGGGUGCGUAUAAUAAUCAUCAGAAAUAUUAUACAUCUUCAGUAUUUACCUUUACUUUCCUUUUGUUUUAUUUGUAUUACAGAUGUAGAUUUUCGUACUUUUUUUUUUCACCGGGAGUGCAGGAUCGUGCUCUGGAAUGUGCGUAAAUGAGACCACAAUGAUCUCGUGCAUUUUUAUUUCAAUAAAGAAUGGAACGAUUUUUCACA